This is a messenger RNA of Cantharellus anzutake, 1009 nucleotides long. Its product is annotated as CDP-diacylglycerol-inositol 3-phosphatidyltransferase. The transcript has 6 exons. Lineage: Eukaryota; Fungi; Basidiomycota; Agaricomycetes; Cantharellales; Hydnaceae. Gene Ontology annotation, biological process: phosphatidylinositol biosynthetic process. The coding region runs from base 56 to 895 and encodes 279 amino acids. Gene Ontology annotation, cellular component: Golgi apparatus; membrane. Gene Ontology annotation, molecular function: CDP-diacylglycerol-inositol 3-phosphatidyltransferase activity. The record is from RefSeq and is a predicted model, not a curated record.
GAAGGGCGUCUAUUCAAUUUAAUUUCCCCUUCAGACCUGAGACACAUAGUCCUUAAUGCAACGCAAGCGUCGCUCAUCUUCUGUCGCAUCCCAGACGUUUUUUGAGGAGCGCAGAAGGCGCAACUCUGAUGUAGAUGGGGCGAAGGUAGCUCUGGAUAUCGCAACAGCACAGGAAGAGAAUGUUUUCCUUUUUGUGCCUAACCUGAUAGGUUACACUCGAGUGAUUCUCGCUGCCUUGUCCUUGCACUACAUGAGCACACAUCCGAAGUCAUGCACAUUUUUAUAUGCUUUAUCGUGCAUCUUAGAUGCUGCGGAUGGCUUUGCGGCUCGAAAGUUGGGGCAAACAUCAAGAUUUGGUGCCGUUCUGGAUAUGGUCACUGACCGUUGCACAACUUCAUGUCUAUUAUGUUUUCUUUCCUCCGCAUACCCCGAUUAUGCCACGGUUUUUCAGUUUUUGAUCGCCUUGGAUUUCAGCAGUCAUUAUAUGCACAUGUACAGUUCCCUUGAGACUGGAGCCAAGACUCAUAAAGCUGUCACUAGCGAAGUCAGUCGCAUUCUGCGAUUUUACUACAACCCACUGAAUCUUUUUCUCAUUUGCGCUGGGAAUGAGCUUUUUUUCAUCGCCUUAUAUCUCAUCAAGAAGUGGGAGACCUCACCGAUUGGUGAACCUUUCAGAUCUCUUGCUCUUGGAUUUCCCUACCGUUAUCAAGCACAUGUUGCUGACAUAACCUGGCCGCAACUCCUCGCUGUCCUCACAUCUGGUGUUUGUUUCCUUAAGAACAUCAUCAAUGUGGUGCAAUUAUGGAAGGCCAGUAAAAUUCUUGUUGGGUUAGACAUAGCGGAGCGUGCAAGCCGGAGGCUGGAACGUGCCAUGGCAGAGUCAAAGGAGGAGUAGUCUGAUUUAAAAAAAAUAAACCGUUAGACUUUAUAGUUCUGAGUGUGUUCAUCUCUAGAUAACCCCAUAAUACAGCAUACCUUUUCUGGGACGAACCACCGUCCCUUGACGUCU